ACAUUCCAACGAAUUAAUAAGUUAUUAUGGAAUUCUGUUACUUGGAUAUUACUCUGUAUGUAUAUUUUUUUCAAUUUGAGAGAUCUACCUGUUGAAAAGUCUGUUUCAGCUGUCACUUUCAAAGGUCAUGUUUUGAAGUGUGUAAAGAACGUUUUUGGAGAGUUUGGCGCAAGUCACAAAAUAGACGUCCUCAAGUACGAUCAGAUCAACCGAAGUGCCAUAAUUCGUUGUCCGUCUUCGUUUUAUGUGAAACUUCUCAGUGCUCUCACUUUAUCCGGGGAAUUCGAAGGACUCGCCUGCUGUUACCGACUGAACAAGUCAUCGCCAUACCUCUUGUCUCUGUUGUCAAACAGUAGAACCUACGAACACUGUUAGUGUAUUAGUAUUGGUACACUGUCAACCUAAAAACAUUGUUAUUAGUAGUGAGAGUGAUUGAUUUAGUGUAAAAUGUCAUACUGUAAGCGGGAGGGCAAAGACGUGAUUAUCUUCGCAACCGAAGAAGACCAUGCCAUUCCGAGCACAGUGACCCUGCCAGACCCCGAACCGCAGCCUGGCUUAAUUCUGGCGGACGGCAGCAUCAAUUGGAAUUGCCCGUGUCUGGGUGGCAUGGCUACGGGCCCCUGCGGUGUUCAGUUCCGUGAAGCAUUCAGCUGUUUCCACUACAGCAAAGAAGAGCCGAAAGGCAGCGAAUGCUUCGACGCCUUCCGACAGAUGCAGGACUGUAUGGUCAAGUAUCCUGCUCUGUACAAUUCCCCGGAUGACGACGACGAUGCCAGCGAACUUGGGCCGGAAUUCGACAUCAAAAGUGGCGUCGAGAACCUCAGUAGCGAAUCGGCGCUAGCUACCGAUGACCAAACUUUACAAGCGAGACCUAACAGUAAAGAGAGCGACGAAAAAAAGUAGUAAUCCAAUUCACAAGUGUAGUUUAAUGUAGUUAGAAUGAAAAAGACUUACUUAUUAACUAAACUAUCAUCAAUCGGUUGAAUAUAGGUUCACUGUUUUGUUAUAUUCAAAUUGGUUUGAGCUCUAGUAAUGAUUGGUUUUGUAUACGUUGAACUUCUAAAGUUUUAAAACUAUGAUCAUGAUGAUAAAAAUGUAAUUAGAUCGGAAGUUGUUGAUGGAAUCUAUUGAAUGAUGCAUUAUCAAAAAAAUUGAAAGAAUAUUUUUCAAGAUCAAUUUGUUUCUUAUAAAUGUUUGGUUUGCAUAGCUAUUUUUCCUAAUUAAUAAAAUCGAGCAUUGUUUAAAUGAUA
This is a messenger RNA of Nilaparvata lugens (brown planthopper), 1250 nucleotides long. Its product is annotated as mitochondrial intermembrane space import and assembly protein 40-B. Bases 448 to 903 code for a protein of 151 amino acids. The transcript is spliced from 3 exons. Gene Ontology annotation, cellular component: mitochondrial intermembrane space. Lineage: Eukaryota; Metazoa; Arthropoda; Insecta; Hemiptera; Delphacidae. Gene Ontology annotation, biological process: protein import into mitochondrial intermembrane space. The record is from RefSeq and is a predicted model, not a curated record. Gene Ontology annotation, molecular function: protein-disulfide reductase activity.